Andrographis paniculata is the source of this 1946-nucleotide messenger RNA. Its product is annotated as transcription factor MYB56-like. Gene Ontology annotation, molecular function: DNA-binding transcription factor activity, RNA polymerase II-specific; RNA polymerase II cis-regulatory region sequence-specific DNA binding. Bases 313 to 1380 code for a protein of 355 amino acids. The record is from RefSeq and is a predicted model, not a curated record. Lineage: Eukaryota; Viridiplantae; Streptophyta; Magnoliopsida; Lamiales; Acanthaceae. The transcript is spliced from 3 exons. Gene Ontology annotation, biological process: regulation of DNA-templated transcription. Gene Ontology annotation, cellular component: nucleus.
AUAUACACACACAUCUGCCUUUCUAGCUCAUCAUCAUAUAGAUCACCAUCCGCCCAUUCUCCUCCAUAGCUAUAGGGAGUGGAACAGUUUUGCAAGGUAGAGGAGGAGGAGGAAGCCGUCAGCUGCCUAUAUAUAUAUAUAUAUAUAUAUAUCUCGACAGAUAGAUCCAUCUGGGAAUCUUGCUAGGAUACACCCACACACACAUAUAUAAUAUAUUUAGGGUUUCUUAUUGAACUCUAAACUAGCUAGCUUCUUAAUAUCUUAAUUGAGUUGUUGCCAUUUCUUCUUGUUGUUGGUGGCGGGCGGUGGUUGAUGAUGUGCAGUAGAGGGCACUGGAGACCAGCCGAGGAUGAGAAGCUGCGGGAGUUGGUUGAGAGAUAUGGACCCCAUAACUGGAACGCCAUAGCUGAGAAACUCCAGGGCCGAUCAGGGAAGAGCUGCCGGCUGAGAUGGUUCAAUCAAUUGGACCCGAGAAUCAACCGCAGCCCUUUCAGCGAGGAGGAGGAAGAGCGGCUGCUGGCCUGCCACCGCAUCCACGGCAACAGGUGGGCCGUCAUCGCCAGGUUCUUCCCCGGCCGCACGGACAACGCUGUCAAGAACCACUGGCAUGUCAUCAUGGCCCGGAAAUGCAGAGAGAGAUCCAAAUUCUACGCCAGGCGAGCCUUAUCUCACCACCCCAUCAAGUGGAGACGAUCAUCCGAUGAUGAUGAUGAUAUCAACAACAACAACAACAACAUUACUACUGCUAUUCAUGAGAAAGAAUCAAUGUCGAUAUCAUCAACAUCCUCCUCAUCCAAGUGCGAUCACAGGGUGGCCGCAUCAAAGGCCGAUCAUCAUCGUCAUCAUCAUUAUUCCGCUGCGGGAAAGACUUGUUCAGGCUUUAACUUGGUGCAGCCUUUCGAUCUCAAGAGCCAGGCGGCGGCAUUUGAUGAGCAGACGAGGAGGCGUCAACCCCUCGCGGAUCAUCUAUUUAGGUAUAACUACUUACAGUGGGCAAUGGACCGUCUUCCUCCAACACAACCUGAUGAUGAUAAUGAUAGACAGAUGACAGAGAUUCAUCAUCAUCCUAUGAAGAUGGCGGCGGCCCAAGGAGGAAGCGGAAGUGGAAGCAAAGAAGUGGAGUUCUAUAACUUUCUACAAGUGAAGACGGACCCGAUUAGUAAUAGACAGUACGAAAUAGGGAUGGACGAGCAAAAGCAUGCAAGAAGGAAAGAGAAUCGUCCACAGGAGGAGGAAGAAGAAGAAGUGGACGACGAUAAUCAGAAGAAAGGUUCAUGUCCAUGUCCGUCUUCUUCAUCUUCGUCUUCGUCUUCUUCGACUGCAACUGCGGCGGCAUUCAUAGACUUCUUGUCAGUGGGAAACGGCAGCUCUCCCUACUAACCAACUAACUAAACUAGCUAGCUAAUUAAUCAGCCAGCCGGCCAGCCAGCCAGCCAGCAGCUGCAGCAAGUUAUAUAUUAACACAAGUUAAUUAGUGCGUCUGCGUCCUCUUGGAUCCAUCAUUCACACUACUAAUUACACUUACAUACAUACUACAACUACAUACACGCAUGGACAAAAUGGUCCAAUGCAAAAAAAACAACAACAUAUAUAUGUCCAUGCACAGCUUGAAACUGUGAUAUAUGUAUGUAUGUAUGUAUCCAGUCAUAUGAUGAAGAAGAUACCAUCCACCUAGUUAGUUCCUCUACCAAAGAGACUAGCUAUAUAGUCAUUUUGGUGGAUUAGUUGAAUCAUAUAUACUACCUGUGUGUGUGUGUGUGUGUGAUAGGCAUGCAGCUGUUCGUCUCCGUCCUGUCAGCAUAAAAUUUGCUGUAUAGAUUCAACAAUGUUAGUGACGACGUUCACAAUAAAAUACUAUGUACACUUAUUUGUGUAUAUAUGCAUGCACGCAUGCCGUCUGCAAAGAUCGAAAAUCGAGCGCUCAAAGUCUAAGGGAAUAAGAUGGU